Molecule: messenger RNA, 2684 nt
Organism: Calidris pugnax (ruff)
Lineage: Eukaryota; Metazoa; Chordata; Aves; Charadriiformes; Scolopacidae
Gene: TRIM8
Product: tripartite motif containing 8
Exons: 7
Coding region: 576-2231 (551 amino acids)
Source: RefSeq, a predicted model, not a curated record
UUUUUUUUCCUCUUCCUUUUUUUCUCUGCUGCUCCGCCGGGUUAGAAGCAAAUCUCAGGGGCGGCGGAGAGAAUUCGCUUUUUCACCAUCGUCAUCGUCGCUAUCGUUAUUAUUAUUUUUUUUUUAAUUUUUUUAUUUUUUUUUUUAAAACCUUCCUCCUUUUCCCGUUUUGGAUCUUAACCCCUUUGAUCUGUUUCCUUUAAAAGACUCCCGAUUCCCAACUCCCAUCAGGGGGAGAGGGAGGAGAAAUCCAGCCAGUCGGUGCUCUCAGCUGUUCGCCAGGUUGGUGGUGGUGUUGGGGGGGGACGACACAAAAGUCCCUUUAAAAUAUUGAAUGUCAGUUGCAAACCUAAGAAGAGAAAAAUCCGAUCCGGAGCGCUAAAUUUAGGAGCUUUAUAUGGAACUUGGACUCCGCUGCUGGAUUUUGUAUGGAUUUUUUUCAACCUUUGGGAGGACAGACCCCGGCGUCCGCCCUUAGACCGCACUGAGCGACCCAAGAGGAGGAGGAGGAGGGUGGUGGGGGUGGUGGUGGUGGUGGUGUGUGGAAAACCGUUGCCAGAGGCUGCCCGGCAGAGAUGGCCGAGAAUUGGAAGAACUGCUUCGAAGAGGAGCUCAUCUGCCCCAUUUGCCUUCACGUCUUCGUGGAGCCGGUCCAGCUGCCCUGCAAGCACAACUUCUGCCGGGGCUGCAUCGGGGAGGCUUGGGCCAAGGAGUCGGGUUUGGUGCGCUGCCCGGAGUGCAACCAGGCCUACAACCAGAAGCCCAACCUGGAGAAGAACCUGAAGCUCACCAACAUCGUGGAGAAGUUCAACUCCCUCAACCUGGAGAAGCCCCCCACCGUCUUGCACUGCGUCUUUUGCCGCCGUGGCCCGCCGCUGCCCGCCCAGAAGAUCUGCCUGAGGUGCGAAGCCCCCUGUUGCCAGUCCCAUGUCCAGACCCAUCUCCAACAACCUUCCACCGCCCGGGGCCAUCUCUUGGUGGAAGCGGAGGACGUGAGGGCCUGGAGCUGCCCCCAGCACAACGCCUACCGCCUCUACCACUGCGAGGCCGAGCAGGUGGCCGUCUGCCAGUUCUGCUGCUACUACAGCGGGGCCCACCAGGGACACUCGGUCUGCGACGUGGAGAUCCGCCGCAAUGAGAUCAGGAAGAUGCUGAUGAAGCAGCAGGACCGCCUGGAGGAGCGGGAGCAAGACAUCGAAGAGCAGCUCUAUAAGCUGGAGUCGGACAAACGGCUGGUCGAGGAGAAGGUGAGCCAGCUGAAGGAUGAGGUGCGCCUGCAGUAUGAGAAGAUGCACCAGAUCUUGGAUGAGGACUUGCGGAAGACCAUGGAGAUCCUGGACAAGGCCCAGGCCAAGUUCUGCAAUGAGAACGCGGCCCAGGUCCUCCACCUCAACGAGCGCAUGCAGGAGGCCAAGAAGCUCCUCAGCUCUGUCCAGGUCAUGUUUGACAAAACCGAGGACAUCAACUUCAUGAAGAACACCAAGUCUGUGAAAAUCCUAAUGGACAGGACCCAGAACUGUACAGGUGGCAGCCUGCCCCCACCCAAAAUCGGCCACCUCAACUCCAAGCUCUUCCUGAACGAGAUCGCCAAGAAGGAGAAGCAGCUCAGGAAGUUGCUGGAAGGUCCUCUGAGCACCCCCGUCCCCUUCCUGCAGAGCAUCCCCAUGUACCCCUGCACCGUCAGCAACUCCGGCGCGGAGAAGCGCAAGCACUCCACCGCCUUCCCCGAGGGCAGCUUCCUCGAGCCAUCGUCCGGGACUGUGACGAGCCAGUACAUGAGCCAGGGCGCUUCGGCCGGCGAGGGGCAGUCCGCACAAGCCAUGGUGCCUUGUAGCUCCACGCAGCACAUAGUCGGACUUCCCAGCGGCCCGCAGCCCGUGCACUCGGGCUCGGUUUUCAACCCAUCUCACUACCCCAACACCACCUCAUCUCAGCAGUCCGUGCUCUCCCAGUACGGCGGGCGCAAAAUCCUGGUCUGCUCGGUGGAUAACUGUUACUGUUCCUCCGUCUCCAACCACAGCGGGCACCAGCCCUACCCGCGGUCGGGGCACUUCCCCUGGACGGUCUCCUCGCAGGAGUACUCCCACCCGCUGCCGCCCGCCCCCGCCGUCCCCCAGUCGCUCCCGGGACUUGCCGUGAGGGAAUGGAUUGACGCUUCCCAGCAGCACGGGCGGCAGGAUUUCUAUAGGGUCUACGGCCAGCCCUCGGCGAAACACUACGUCACCAGUUAACCGUCACCGCAGCGUCCCCUCCGACGGCGCCUUUGCAGAGAAAAGUCUGCUUUGCUUUGGCUUUUUUUUUGUGUUUUUUUUUUCCCCCUUUUUAAAUCAAACCCAACCUUGCGCCCCUCCAGGAUUUUGGGGAGGGUUGUUCUCUCAUCUCUCUCUCUCUCUUUUUUUUUGUUUUAAAUUCUUUUCAAACAAAAUAAUAUUUUUUUUUCUCCUAUUAAUUCCUUUUUUUUUUUUUUUAAUUUAAUUUUGGAAAGUCCUUCCUGCCCCUCGCUGGGAAAAAAAAAGACGAGGGAGAAAUUACCGAGAAGAAAUUGAUGGGGAUUUCAGUCGGGCGUCUGGGUCUGUGUGUCGUGCUCUUCCUGGUUCCUCUUUGCCUUUGGAAAACUCCAGAAGGGACACUGGCACCUUCUCUCCUUCCAUUUCUCCCAGUUCAUUUUCUUUUUUUUUUUUUUU